Durotheca rogersii is the source of this 1176-nucleotide messenger RNA. RefSeq names its product phosphotransferase enzyme family-domain-containing protein. Bases 1 to 1176 code for a protein of 391 amino acids. The transcript is spliced from 5 exons. The record is from RefSeq and is a predicted model, not a curated record. Lineage: Eukaryota; Fungi; Ascomycota; Sordariomycetes; Xylariales; Xylariaceae.
AUGCCGCGACCGAGCCAGGAUGGGUUGGGAUGGAAAGAGACACUGUUUGACCUUCAGUUGGCCAUCCCCCCUGAGGAUCCCUGCACUGUCGCCUUUCACGCAUCUGGGCUAUUCAAUCAACCCUAUACUGUCAAAUGUGCCAGAGGCUCCCUCAUAAUGCGUGUCUCGCUGCCGGUCUACCCACGUCACAAGACGCGCGCCGAGGUAGCCACCUUGCGGUGGGUGCGCGAGAACACCAAGGUCCCGGUCCCCAAGGUGCUCGGUUUUGACAACAGCAACGACAAUGAGAUUGGGUACGAGUGGAUCUUGACGGAGCUUAUACAGGGUGCAUCGGCACAUAAACGGUGGCGGACUAUGUCGAUGGAGCAGAAGGUUGCGCUCACGAAGCGGAUUGCGACAUCCCAGGUGCAAUUGUUGGGACCCGGGAAGCCAGGAUCCGUAUUCAGGAGCAUAGGGACGUUGGAUCUGCGGGAGGUCGUUCCUGGCUUGCUGGUGUUCCACGAGGGCCCCUUCCGCUCUAGCCAUGACUGGCUGAGCGCGGAGUUGAACAUCAUCCUGCUACAUCAGACAGCAGUUCUCGGGAAGACGGAGGGUGAAGAUGACAGAGAAGACGCCGAGGAGGUCUUGUUCGUAGCACGAAAACUACUCUCUCUUAUUCCCAAGGUCUUCCUCCCAACCUCGGACGAGUCAGAGAGAACAGGACUCUACCACCAUGACCUCCAUCUAAACAACAUUCUAGAGUGCGUCUCGGCACUACCUCCCUGGAUGUCGACUAAGGUUCCUAAGUUCCCUGACGGGCCAGUUCGGGAGAGAGAGCCGCAGCGAGGUUCGUAUGUGGAUGAGACACCCGAGGAGUCCGCCGCCGCAGCCGGGAAGCGUAACGACCCGGGUUACUUAGGUAGUGAUGGUAAGGGUGAGUUGUACUUCGUUCACAGGAUGGGGUACGAGGCAACGCAGCUGCGAAAAGUCUACGAGGCCAGGUUGAGGGAACUGUGGCUAGAGUGGCCCCUUGAGGAAAGCUAUGUGAAGAUUGACUUCUUCCAAGCAAUUUCACAAUGCGAUGGGAUAUGGGCGAAAAGGACGCGCAGAUGGGCUGACUGCAAUGGAGAAGGGCGAGAUUGUACGAUUAGAAGAUGUCUAAUCGACGGCAGAAGAAACAUCGUCGAUCUCGUCUAG